Messenger RNA from Striga hermonthica, 339 nucleotides. Lineage: Eukaryota; Viridiplantae; Streptophyta; Magnoliopsida; Lamiales; Orobanchaceae. The record is from the annotation of a GenBank genome assembly.
AUGGCUAUCCCUGUAAUUGAUUUCUCAAAGCUUGAUGGUGAAGAGAGAGCCAAGACUCUGGCUCAGAUUGCUCAUUGCUGUGAAGAGUGGGGAUUUUUUCAGCUGAUCAACCAUGGGAUCUCUGAGGAGCUGUUGGAGAAGGUGAAGAAAGUUGCAUCCGAAUGCUUCGAACUGGAAAGAGAGCCGAAUUUCAAGAACUCGAAGCCCGUCAAACUCUUGAACGAAAUAAUCGAGAAGAAAAGCGACGAGAAAUUAGAGAAUGUGGAUUGGGAGGAUGUUUUCUUGCUCUCUGAUGAUAAUGAUGAUCAGUGGCCUACCAAAACCCCUGGCUUCAAGUAG